Molecule: messenger RNA, 702 nt
Organism: Penicillium cinerascens
Lineage: Eukaryota; Fungi; Ascomycota; Eurotiomycetes; Eurotiales; Aspergillaceae
Product: GPI anchored serine-threonine rich family protein
Exons: 4
Coding region: 1-702 (233 amino acids)
Source: RefSeq, a predicted model, not a curated record
AUGCGUCUCUCGCUUGCUUUCUCCCUGGUGCCUCUGGCCGUCUCUGUUGGUGCUAUGUCCGUUACCGAGCCCAAGAAGGGUGUCGAAAUCGAUCCUUCAACUUCCUUCGAUGUGAAGUGGACCUCCGUUAACACCGAUGUCUCGAGCUUCGACAUCUACAUCGUCAACAAUGCCGUCUAUCCCCCUGUCAACAAGAAGAUCGCGUCUAACAUCAAGACCUCUUCUAACUCCUACACCGUCGAUAGCGUCGAUAUUUCUGCUGGCCACGGCUACCAGAUUGACCUGAUGUCCGACGCUACCGAGAAUACCGGAAUCCUCGCCCAGUCCCAGCAGUUCAACGUGACCAGCUCUGUUCAGAGCUCUUCCACUAGCAGCACUUCUACCUCUACCUCCACCAAGGAGUCGUCCACCAAGAGCUCUACCACCAGCACUAUGAUGACCACCACCUCUACUGGUUCUUCCACCGGCACUUCCACCGGCACUUCCACCGGUACUUCUACUGAGACUUCUACUGGUACUGCUGGUAUGACCACGACUCCUGCCGCGUCUGGUACUCCCAUUAGCGGUUCUUCGACCAGCAUGACCGCUAACGGAACUUCGUCGGCAGCUCCUACCGGUUCUACCGGCGCUGGUGCCGCUCUUGACGCUCACCCCGUCGUCGCUGCCGGCUUGUUCGCCGGUGCCGUUGCUUUUGCUCUGUAA